This is a messenger RNA of Ruditapes philippinarum (Manila clam), 2137 nucleotides long. RefSeq lists its product as uncharacterized. NCBI's taxonomy places the organism in Eukaryota, Metazoa, Mollusca, Bivalvia, Venerida, Veneridae. The record is from RefSeq and is a predicted model, not a curated record. Gene Ontology annotation, biological process: signal transduction. Gene Ontology annotation, molecular function: protein binding. Bases 123 to 473 code for a protein of 116 amino acids. The transcript has 4 exons.
CUUAGUUUCGCACGCCAUUUGUAAUCAGGCAAGGCGGCGAAGGUGAGGUGGCGAAAGACAACUUGUGCGGAGUCAGCCAGUGACAGAGAGUUGCGACAUUUAUGUUAACUUGAUAUGCAGAAAUGGCAAACAACCUGCCCAAUGCUGCUCUAGCAAAUAUUGCAUCUGAGAGGGACCUUAAUAACAUUUCCCAGUGCAUUGGUUCUAAUUGGGAAAUGUUGGGACCUUUUUUAAUAGAGAGAAACUCAAAGGCUAUAGUAGAUCAAAUAAAAGAGGAUCAUAGAACCUGUCUACAACGUGUUUAUAAUUUACUCAUGAUUUGGCGUUCACAGACAGACAACCAGUCAUUGGCUCGUUUAUUUCACUUAAUGUAUCAAGCUGGUACAUCCGUGACAGUUGAUUGGUACGAAAUUGCUCACAAACUCAAUAUUGAUAUACAACAUAUCCGAGCAUGCAGUCAGCUGAACUUCUAGCCAUGAAAAGGAUCAGCAAAGAAAGAAGGGGGAUUUGCAACCUGCCAACUUUGAUGAAGAAAUAAUCAGUGCAAGUUUAAAGGGAUGAUAAAUAAAAUUAUGUUUUAUUCCAGAAGAAUUUGUGUGUAGUAUAUUAAGCUGACUGUUUAGAGCCUUUGGACAUUAAUCAUUAGAUAAAGAGUGAAGACUAGAAAAGUAGAGAGAAAAUUGUAAUGUUUUUGAUAAUGUGCGUGUACAUGUAACUGUAUUGUAAACUGUGGCAAACUAUUAAAAGGCAUAUGACAUCAGUGCAGUUUCUCACAGAGAAACGUGUAAUAUGUGGUGAACUUUUUACAGUCAUGUGAUAUCAGCGCUGUUUCUCACAGAGAAACGUGAAACUGUUGUUAAUUAUUUACAGACGUGCAUUAUUAGUGCUGUUUCUUACAGGAAAACAUGUAAUCUGUGGUAAACUAUUUACAGUCCUGAUAUCAGUGCUGUUACUCACAAGGAAAUGUGUAAACUGUGAUAAAGUAGUUACAGACAUAUGAUAUCAUUGCUGUUUCUCACAGGGAAACAUGUAAUUGUGGUAAACUAUUUACAGUCAUGUGAUAUCAGUGCUGUUUCUUACAGGGAAAGGUGUAAACUUUGGUGAACUACUUACAGUCAUGAGAUAUCAUUGCUGUUUCUUACAGGGAAACAUGUAAACUGUGGUGAACUACUUACAGUCAUGAGAUAUCAUUGCUGUUUCUCACAGGGAAACAUGUAAUUGUGGUAAACUAUUUACAGUCAUGUGAUAUCAGUGCUGUUUCUUACAGGGAAAAGUUUAACUGUUGUUAAUUAUUUACAGACAUGCAUUAUUAGUGCUGUUUCUUACAGACAUGUGAUAUCAGUUCUGUUUCUCACAGGGAAACGUGUAAUUUGUGGUGAACUAUUUACAUUUAUGAGAUACCAGUGCUGUUUUUCACAGGGAAACAUGUAAUCUGUGGUAAACUAUUUACAGUUGUGAUAUCGGUGCUGUUUCUCGUAGGGAAAUGUGUAAACUGUGGUAAACUGUUAACAGUCGUGUGAUAUCAGUGCUGUUUCUCUCAGGGAAAUGUGUAAUCUGUGGUAGAUUAUUUAAAGCUAUGAGAUAUCAUUGCAGCUUCUCACAGAGAAAUGUGUCAUUAAGGUAAAUUAUUUACAGUUUAGUGAAAACAGUCCAGAUUUUCUUUAAUGGAAACUCGUUUAAUAGACUGCACUGAUAUUGUACUGAAGUACCAUUACACAGCCAGCAGUGCCUUCUUGUACACUGAGGUAAACUACAAUGAUAUAGUUUGUGAAGAGUUUUUCAAAUUUUAUAUUGUUACAUCAUAUGCGUAGUUUAAUGGCCCAUUAUGUCACAGAAAUGCUUUUAUUAGUUCCCUACCGGUUCUGGAGGGGACUUUAGGUGUACUGUCUGUCCAUACAAACGUAAAGAUACUUAGGUGGGUAUGGGAGCAAUAGGUAACAGUAAAUUUCCUUUGAUCCUAUUCAUUCAGUAAGCUCUUAUUUGGCUAAAAGAACAAUAGAGAGAACAAAAGAGUAGCCAGUUAAAUACCAAUCUUUGAGCACAUCCCUCAAUCCGUCCAUACACAAAAGGGGAUCUCGUCAUAAUACAAAAAGUACUGAAAAUAUUUUUAUGAAACUUGAUAUAUGGGUAGAUGGCA